AUUUCUGGUAAAUUGGUUUUGAUCUGCAAGCCUGAACUCAGAAUGAAGACCCUCCUCAUCUUCACCCUCUUCCUGAUUUCAGUAGGUGGAGGAGAAUCAGAGACAGUGACAGGAUAUUCAGGAGGAGGAGUCCUCAUCAACUGCGCAUAUAAGACAAACUUCACAGUAAGCCCAAAAUAUCUCUGUAAGGGUCCAUGGUCAAACUGUACUGACCUAAUCAGGACAGGAGUUAAAAAUGAGUGGAUAAACAGAGGAAGAUUCUCAAUGUUUGACGACACCAGAGCUGCAGCGUUCAUGGUGAAUAUCACUGAGCUCACUGUGGAAGACUCCGGAACGUACCACUGUGGAAUUGAUAUAUUUUUGGACUUUGACGUCUACACACCAGUGGAGCUGAAUGUAAACGGAGGAAGCCAAGCUGGUCAACCCACAUGGCCACAUCAUCUGGGUCCAUCAACAUCUCCUGCAUCUUCAAUAGGCCUGGCUGUGUACGCCGCUAUCGGUGCUGGUUUAGUCUUGAUAACUGCUGCUGUGAUUACAGCAAUUUACUGCAAAAUAAAAGUCAAAGGUUCAGGAAUAGUGACAAGACCUUCCAGAGAGACUAAUGGAAAUUCUGAACAUGAUCCAGCUUGGUUUAAGCUUAAACCAAGAGAAACCACCAGCAAACAAUAUGCAGUUCACCAGGGCCUAAAUCCCAAACCCAACCCAUCAGAUUCAGUCUACCUGACUCUAAACCCCAACACCACCCAAUCAGAUUCAGUCUACCAGAGUCUAAACCCCAAAAACACCCAAUCAGAUUCAGUCUACCAGAGUCUAAACCCCAACAACACCCAAUCAGAUUCAGUCUACCAGAGUCUAAACCCCAACACCACCCAAUCAGAUUUAGUCUACCAGAGUCUAAACCCCAACACCACCCAAUCAGAUUCAAUCUACCGAAGCCUAAACCCCAUAACAACCAAUCCAAUCCAUUCCACCAGACACUAAACCCCAACACCACCCAAUCAGAUUCAGUCUACCAGAAACUAAACCCCAACAACUACCAAACCAAUCUGAUUCUGUUUAAAAGACUCAACCCAAACAACAACCAAUAAAAUCUACCAAAUCCUGAACAACUAACCAAUCAGAUUCAGUUUACUAUAGUCUGAUCCCUACUACUAACUAGGCCUUUCAUAAUUAUUACAUAAUUAUUGCACUUAUUUUAAAUGAUCGCAAUUAUUUGAGAUGGUGGCAAUUAUUUAAAGCAAUCCUAUAUAGAAUUUGGAGAUUUGGAGACUUCUGUGAUGGAAAUAUGUAAUCGCAUGCAACAUGUGGAAGAAUAAUUAUCAACAUGGGUUGUGCUUUGGACCCCCACAAGCAGCUUUUGCGAGUGCAUUGAAAUAGUAUUCGUAAAAGAACGCAGUCAAAACGUGGUGAAGGACGAGUUUUCCAGUAUUUGAGUGAAUUAUCUACUAUCGUCAUCAUAUUUCUAUGAGUAUAAUGUUGAUUUUGCAUUUAAGACCUAAACAUCAAGUCAAACUAUCUUUCUGAGCUUGUUUGUGUGACAUUAAUAAGUCAUGACAUAUGACAUGGUCCACCAAAUCCAUCCCGGUGCCUCUGAUUUUUUUGAUUGAAUGAUUAUUUUAGGCUUUACAGAGUGACUCACAGCAGUGCAUGCUCACCCUAUUUUAGUGUGCUUUAUUCUCAGUUAUACGACUUCUUUCAGUUUUAUCAAGAAAUCUCUCACUGUUUUAGGCUGACUUCAACAACUUUCCACAGUCAUUAAAUGUCAAUUAUUGACACCUACCAUUGCCUUUCCCCCAAGCUCCAGUGCUCUGCCUCGCCUGCCUACUGCUCAUGUUCUACACCUGUCUACAUUAUUGUCUUUGAUAGCCUGUCUGCCUGUAUUACUGACUUCUUGAACAUUUCUGACUAUUGUUUGGGUUGUGUUAUUGGACUUGUAUUUCCCUUUGUCUAUAUUAAAGACCUUUUUCCUUGCACAUGUA
Messenger RNA from Pygocentrus nattereri (red-bellied piranha), 1979 nucleotides. RefSeq lists its product as uncharacterized. Bases 43 to 981 code for a protein of 312 amino acids. The record is from RefSeq and is a predicted model, not a curated record. The transcript has 6 exons. Lineage: Eukaryota; Metazoa; Chordata; Actinopteri; Characiformes; Serrasalmidae.